AAAUUAAAUGUCAAAACAUGUGGUUUGAGUGCAAAAGCAUUGCAUUUGUUGUGCUUUUAAUGUUGUGUUUAGUGUUGUGUUUGCAAUACAUUUGAUUUGAAUGAUAAACAUUACAUAUGAAGACAUUUGAUGGUCAAAGUGGACAACAAUGCAAGUGUCAGAAGUAAACGACAUUAAGAUAUAUAACUUAAGUCACGGUAAGACUAUACCCGAAUGGCUGUCCGACCGCAAGAAACGAUUGCUGGUCAAGAAAGAUGUGGAUCUUCGGCGUCGCAUUCAACUGAUCCAAGACUUUGAGAUGCCUUCUGUAAGCAGAUGUGUUGAAGUGUCACCCGAUGGUCAAUAUAUACUGUCGACUGGUGUUUAUAAGCCACGCGUACGAUGUUAUGAUGUGAACCAAUUGGCGAUGAAGUUUGAACGGUGUUUCGAUGAAGAAGUGGUCAAAUUUAAAAUAUUGUCCGAAGAUUACACUAAACUCGUCUUCUUGUUUGUCGACAGAUAUGUUGAAUUGCAUUCACAGUCCGGUAGAUACUAUCGGAUACGUAUACCACGGUUUGGUCGUGAUAUGGUAUAUAAUGACAGCACUUGUGACCUCUAUUUUGUUGGUGACAGUAGUCAUGUUUACCGACUCAACCUCGAAAUCGGUUCAUUUCUUAAACCAUUUGACACUAAAUCCAUAUCAUUUAAUACCUGUGCCAUCAAUCGAUACCAUAAUCUAUUUGUUUGUGGAUCUCAUGAAGGAAUGGUCGAAUCAUUUGAUCCGAGGACUAAAUCAUGUGUCGGUGUUUUAGAUUGUGGUCUGAGUAGUGUUACCAAUGAAUCUAUUGUUGAUGGCAUACCAUCAGUCACUUAUGUAACCUUUAGGGAUGCCAUCCAUAUGGCUGUGGGCACCGCCACGGGUCAGAUCUUGCUAUACGAUAUUAGGUCAUCGAAACCUUAUUUAGUUAAAGAUCAUAGAUAUGGACUUCCCAUUAAAGACAUUGAGUUUAUUGAUGAUCUUGAUUUGAUUGCUUCGAUGGAUUCAAAAAUAGUGAAAUUGUGGCACAGAAAUGAUGGUCAGCCUUACACUGCAAUUCAGGCCGACUCUGAUUUUAACGAUUUAUGUAUAGUUCCCAACACUGGAAUGUUGUUUGUGGCCAAUGAGGCACCAAAAAUCUUGUCUUAUUAUAUGCCAAGUGUAGGACCUGCACCCAAAUGGUGCUCUUUUCUCGACAGAAUCACUGAAGAGUUGGAAGAAUCCAACGAAAAUACUAUUUACGACGACUACCAGUUUGUCACACAAAAAGAUUUAGAAGAUUUGGGAUUAACUCAUUUAAUGGGAACUAAUUUAUUGAAGGCUUAUAUGCACGGCUUCUUCAUAGAUAUUAGACUCUAUCAUAAGGCUAAAGCUUCUUCAGAUCCAUUUGCUUAUGAAGAGUAUAAGCGAAAGAAGAUUAAAGAAAAGAUUGAGUCUCAGAGAGCCGAUAGAGUGAACAUAAAGAGUGAUUUACCCAAAGUUAACAAACAAUUAGCACAACGUCUGGCAUUUGAAGCUCAAAAUGUGUCACAAAAAAGCUCUAAGAAAUCCAAACCAGAUCUUCUUAAAGACGAUAGAUUUAAAGAUAUCUUUACGAAUCCAGACUUUGAAAUCAACGAACAGAGUGAAGAUUAUCGACUUUUACAUCCAGUAAUUAAUAAAAAUGUACCAAAAUUUCAAACCGAAUCAAAACCAAAAUAUGUUAAAAAUUUUGAUGAGAUUCCAAGUGAUAGUGGAAGUGAUAAUAACAGUGAUUUUGAUGAACAAGAGUCAGAGUCAGAAAGCUCUGAUGAUAAUCAUAAGUGGACUGAAGAAGUUAAACAAAAUUUUAGACAAUUUAAAGAAGAAAACAGAAAUAAAGAGCGAGAAAGUCGUGUAACAAAGUUUUAUAAACUUAAAGAUCACAAAUCAUUUGCUAAUAUUAAUGAUAUGAACAGUAAUGUCGACGAAGAGAAAACAAAAUCGACAUUUGAAGAGCGACUUCGCGACUUUGAUGCAAAUAAUCAAUUGAAUUCUGGAAGUACUUCUAAAAGUGGUGGGGUUUAUGGUAACCGAGUCAUGACAUUCAAAGUUAAAAGUGAAGAGAAAAACAAAAAACAAAAUUAUAAUAAUAAUAAUAAGGAAGAGAUGGAGAAACACCUAUUGGAGCGAAAACAAGUCGCUCGAAGAGCCAAAGGAUUGAAAUUUUCGAAAAAAAUGUUUUAGUUUUUCUUGUUUUUAGUUAUAUUAAAAUAGAUAAUAAUAAAUAAAUA
Molecule: messenger RNA, 2268 nt
Organism: Oppia nitens
Lineage: Eukaryota; Metazoa; Arthropoda; Arachnida; Sarcoptiformes; Oppiidae
Gene: l(2)34Fd
Product: nucleolar protein 10-like
Exons: 1
Coding region: 149-2221 (690 amino acids)
Biological process (GO): maturation of SSU-rRNA from tricistronic rRNA transcript (SSU-rRNA, 5.8S rRNA, LSU-rRNA)
Cellular component (GO): 90S preribosome; nucleus; small-subunit processome
Molecular function (GO): protein binding
Source: RefSeq, a predicted model, not a curated record